AGGCGCUGGGAAGGGUGCAACUUGCUAUUAUGAGCGGUGGCAAAGAAAUGAAAAUGCAGAUAACUCCAGAGACACCCGGACGCCUCUCGCUCCAAAACCCCUUUGAAAGCCCGAGUGAUUAUAGCCAUCUGCAGGAACCCACCUUGUCAAGUCCUUCUUUUCUUAAGUCCACGCAUUCCUCUUUGACUCCAGGAAAAUUUGAGUGGUCUAUAGAAAACCUUGCUUCGAUAAACCCAGUGGAAAUUGACUCCGAAGACAUACGCCGGCAGGCCUUGUAUUUAAGCCGCACCAGGAUAGAUAAAGAGAUGGAAGAGAAGAGACAGAAAGCCAUUGAAGAGUUCUUCACCAAAAGCCUCAUUGUUCCAUCUCCUUGGACUAAUCACAGCGGGAAGCAGUAUGCUCCGUUUAAUUCAACUCGCUGUGUUGAGCCAAACAGCGCUUCGCCAGUCGGCAGAGAAGUCGCUGGGCUGCUUGGAAAAUCCAAUGCCGCUUGCCAGACAGCGUUAUCUCUGCCGGUAGAUUUCGACUUGGAAAAAAUGUUAGGUGCAUAUUUUAAACCAGAUGAAUUGGCCGAUCAGUCUCAGGAAAGCCUGAGCACUUCCUCCCUGAGAAGGAAGCUGUUUCUUGACGAGAAUGGAAGCCUGUCCGAGAACAUGUCCCCUUCGUCUCAAAGCCCGCACGACGUCCCCGCCUCGCUUGGGGAGCUGUGUUCCACAGACAUCUCCCCUGUCCGCUGCAGAAGCCCCCUGAAUACGUCGAGUUCGGGCCAGCUUUCUUCCAGCCCAGUUCAGUAUGAUACGAGGAUGCACAGCCUGGGGAGCUUAACCACUCCCCCAUUUCCUGAGAGGGGCUCUACAGACAGCGUUUCCCUAACAACCCUUUCUCCAAUUAGCAUUCAGAUAAGGAAGACGCCGCUUUCAGGGCGGUUUACUUUUCGCUCACCAGACGUACCUUCUGUGUCCAGCUCCUGCCGCCCAACUCCUCCUCCUACCAGAAGUUCUUAUGUGGAGUGUUCACCGUUAAAAAAUUGCUCCCCCAUGAGACGGAUGGCUUGCCGCGGCGCUGCAGUGUACCAGACCUCCAUUGUCCACCUGCCUUCCACCCCUGAAAGUUUCGACGAGGAGCAGGAGGAGGAAGCGAAGGCCCUGUCCGCAGAAACCUCCCUGCCGAAAGGCAGUCUGUGCCAACAGAACGGGGACCCCUUUGUCCACGGUCAACGUGUGGUGGUUGCCAGGGAGUCUUUAUCGCCAGACCAUCCCGGAACUAAUGCGCAAGAAUUGUCCUUGUUCCACGAUCUCGAGAGCUUGAACGAAAACCACACGGUGGAUAUGGUGGAAGCAGAGGAAAUGCUGGACGUCAACUCGGUGAAGGGGUCGGCGGAGAACAGCAGCCUGCCCGUGGCUGGCUUGAGCAUAGAAGGGUCUUGCAUGUGGCUCCCACCGCUUGCGGAAAGCAGUGCCAGCCCCUGCGAGGGCAGCAGCAUCCAGGUGGACAGUGGUUACAAUACCCAGACGUGUACCAGUAGCCUCAUGGAUACAGUGAGAGUGGAAGUCAGCGGCAGGGAGAAAGAUUCUCACGCUUGCGAGACUCAGAACAAACACAGUCUCUUCCGAGCAAAGCAAGGCAAACUCGGCCCGGCAUACUGGACUGAACCCGAGCCCGUGAGUCAACCUGGCUGCUGCCUUAUGGAAAGUCCUCGGUCGAAAUGA
Messenger RNA from Euleptes europaea (tarantolino), 1709 nucleotides. It is a transcript of the gene BORA, whose product is annotated as BORA aurora kinase A activator. Gene Ontology annotation, molecular function: protein kinase binding. The transcript is spliced from 12 exons. Gene Ontology annotation, cellular component: nucleus; cytoplasm. The coding region runs from base 30 to 1709 and encodes 559 amino acids. NCBI's taxonomy places the organism in Eukaryota, Metazoa, Chordata, Lepidosauria, Squamata, Sphaerodactylidae. Gene Ontology annotation, biological process: activation of protein kinase activity; regulation of mitotic spindle organization; regulation of mitotic nuclear division. The record is from RefSeq and is a predicted model, not a curated record.